UAACUGGUUCCAUUUUGCCCUUGUUUUUGAAUCAGAAACAGGUUGGAUCGAAGUCGUCUUGAACUGAACUCGUCGUCGGAGUUCGUCGUCAGCCACCAGAAAAGCAGCGUUAAAGUCCGUCCAGGUCAGAGAAUGCCAUUCGCGGCCGCGAUAUCCACCCUGCGAUUCCGUGUUAUUGCGCCCUAAACCGGCGCAAUUGAAAGCAUAGAUUGCACAUACCUUGAAUAGUUAGGGUAUUGAUUUUUGCACAAGUACAAUUUCAUACUCAGAUGAAUAACUCUUAGGGUAAAGUUUCCAUCAUCUAUUUAAGUUCACCGUGUAACAAUGAGGCAUAACCAUGGUUCAAUUCCUUCUCAUGUUUUGGAAAACAAACUCGCCGCUCAAGAAGCAGAAAUCGAACGACUUGCAGGUGAUAAUCAUAGAUUAGCAAAUACACAUAAAGCUUUAAGAGAUGCACUUGUUGCUGCUGCACAAGAUGUGCAAAAGAUUAAGUCACACAUUAGAAGUACUCAAACUGAAAGUGAUAUUCAAAUUAGAGUUUUAUUAGAUAAGAUUGCUAAAAUGGAGGUUGAUAUUAGAGCUAGUGAUACUGUUAAGAAGGAGCUUCAACAGGCUCAUAUUGAGGCGCAGAAUUUGGCCGCUUCUAGGCAAGAAUUGAGUGCUCAAAUUCAAUUAGCUACUCAUGAAUUGAAGAAGGCUAUUGGCGAUGUUAAAUGUUUGCCGGAUUGUCACGCUGAAUUGGAUAGUUUAGUGCAAGAGCACCAGCGGAUUCGUGACACAUUCGAAUAUGAAAAGAGCAAAAAUGUAGAGCUAGUAGAUCACUUAAAAGCAAAAGAGAAGAAACUAAUAGCGAUGGCGAGAGAAGUUGAAAUGUUACGGUCUGAGAUUUUGAAUGCUGAGAAAAGAAUAAAUGCACCAAAUCUGUUUGGAGCUGCUGCCCCGGCAGAUGGCAGUGGUCCCUUUCUCGACCAUUAUGGGAGAGCUCAUGGUCAGAUGGGUAUUGGCCAAGUAGGAGAGUCUAUGGUACCGGUUGUUGACAGCAAUGGAGUAGCAGUUGUAAAUAGUACUGAUGGUAGCGGUGCUGGUUGGGUAGGUACUUAUGAUCCAUCAGUUGCUGGGAGAUGAAGUUUAAUGAGUGACGAUCAAUCAUAUGCAGCUUGACUUCAGCUUUUGUUGGUACAAUGCAAUGGGGAUGUGAUGAUUUUUCCUAUGUAAAUCUCAGAUUGGGUGGUUUUAUUGAUUGCUCAUUUCCUUAAAACAUCAUGCAGUUUUGCGAAUUGUUGCAUUAAACUGCAAAUGAAGGAGCCAAAGAUAUGUCUCUCAAACAACUUACGGUAGGUGUAGUUGUAAGCUUUGUUAUUGAUUUUGAAGUUUUUAACCAGGAGGAACCAAUCUUAUUAAACAUGCUUAGGAUUUGUUAUUCAUCAGAAAUGAUUAGACAGUUUGCAAAUCAUUAUGGAUACUAACAAGUACACACUCAAAUCAUCUUUUCAUUUGUUGUUUGGUGCAUAUCUGAAUUUUGUUGGUUUAACUCACCUUUUUGCAUCGAUACUGUUUCAAAAAUUGCCGACAUGAGUUUAAUUUUCCUUUCAGCAA
Molecule: messenger RNA, 1596 nt
Organism: Trifolium pratense (red clover)
Lineage: Eukaryota; Viridiplantae; Streptophyta; Magnoliopsida; Fabales; Fabaceae
Product: protein FLX-like 4
Exons: 3
Coding region: 325-1125 (266 amino acids)
Source: RefSeq, a predicted model, not a curated record